Molecule: messenger RNA, 2508 nt
Organism: Naegleria fowleri
Lineage: Eukaryota; Heterolobosea; Eutetramitea; Acrasida; Naegleriidae
Exons: 1
Coding region: 1-2508 (835 amino acids)
Source: RefSeq, a predicted model, not a curated record
AUGGCAAGAACAAGACAAACAGCACGCAAAAGUACGAAUGGAUUCAAUCCAAUAGCACACCAACCAUUCACCUCUGAAGUGAUCUCCAAAUUUCGUGAGCUCAUGAUCAAAAACGAUCAUUCCAAACACACCGAUGUCAUUUCACGCUAUGCUCCCUAUUCUCAAUGUACGAAAUUGGCCAGAUUUUGGAUACUGAAGGAUUUACAAUCAUCUUCUCCGAAUCAUGAAGAUACUGCUCGUUCUCGUACUCCCCCAACGAACAAGAUGAAAUUUGCUGCACAAAAUCAUCACCAUUCCGCUCAUGAUGAAAAAUCAAAACCUUUGUUAUUUAAAGAAGAAGAAGAACAUGUAUUGCGAUUACUUCAAUCUUUACCUCUCGAUGCCAAAGUUGAGAUUAUUUGUUUUAUUCCUACCACUUCUCGAGUGAUCUCUCCAUACGGAAGGAAUGAUUUAACUGGAGCCAAAUUAUGGAUGGAACACAUAGAUCCAUGGUGGUUCAGUUACAUGAAGCAUCGCUUGAUUGGCCCUUCCGUGAAGACUGUUCUCGAGCACAUCAUUGGUGAGAGACUCUCGAAAUCAGAGGGUCUUGAUGCUUCCGAUUUGGUUCUUGCACGAGUUUCAAAGGUUCGUUUCCAUCCAAUUUGGAAAUUGUUAGAAAUCAACCAAGAGAGAUGCAUGAAGAGGCAAGUCGAGUUGUCUUUAUCUAACAGUAGUUAUGGCAUACUGCUGAAUGACAAAAAAGAACUCUUCCAAUGUCAUGGUGAUUUUGGUUCUUUAGGGACUGGUAUAUCCUUGUCAGACACAACUUUGACACUUCACCAUGUAACUCCAUCUUCAUCAACAACAGAAACCACUGAUUCAGUUGAGGAUUCAUUGAUGACUGAAAUGAUGCAAAGAGAUUUGAGGGACUUGGAGAAUGAGCUUGUCGAAAACGCUCUUCAUGAUCCACAAUUGAACACAGCCUCUCCUUUCUUGGUUGGCCAAGCGCGAUAUGGGUGCUCUGAUAGCAUGCAUCUAAUUCAAUCAUGCAAGAAUUUGGUUCUAAAUGCAUUUUCAGAAUGGCCUACUGUAACUUCGACUCGUAUCUUGGAUGCAAUUCCACAAAUUACAAACCAGUGCUUGAAAAAUUUGACCAUUUCUAUCUCUAGUGAUUAUGAUUAUCAAAUUUGUAAGACAUUAUUGAACUCAUUACAUAAUGUAGAGAAUGUCACAUUUAUUUUGUAUUCACUCGAUUUUUUCCACAACUUUGUGAAAUGGACAUACGAAGGUAUUGAAUAUCCAAGCGUGAAGAGUGUGAAAUUUAUUUGUUUGAGCUCGGAUACCAAUUAUGGUUUGCCUGAUAUCAUGAUAGCUCUUACUUCUGUUUUUCCUAACAUUUCCAAAUUAGAGAUUGAAGGAUUUGCAAUUAAUGAUUUUAGAAACAGUAUUCAAAAUUCAACAACACAAGACCACCAGAUAGAAAUCAUUUACAAGAGCAUGAGUGUGGAUUUGUUGAAGAAUAUAUGCACCAUACACAAUAUUUAUCCGUUUUUAGGUAGCCCAGAUUGUUACACAUCCACGAUUCUUCAUCAUGAUUUACCAUUCACUGAAAAGAAGAAAAUUAUUGAGUAUAUUGUACAAAAUUUUGACAUGAAAUACCAUCAUUGGAUCAAUAACUCUUAUCAUUAUCAAACUACACAAGCACUGCCUUUGUUUCAGUACACUAUUUAUUUAAUGAACAAAUAUGGACAACAUUUUGGAACAAAAGCAGAGAUGGACUUUUUAACAAUCUGUAUGCAAUAUGGUUUUGAUGUCUCCAAUAACUUGUUACAAAUUUUACCAUAUUUUGCAUCCAGUAUUUCCAAAGAAAUCAUUGACAUGUUGGAGGACAAGUUAAAGAAGAACGAAGUUGUUCUGACUUUGGAUGAUUUUUUGCAAACACUUAUUCGAUUGAACGACUCUGAAACCAAACUUCAAGUUUUUUCUCGAUUUAAGAAUUAUUUACCUGGAGAAGAUGCCAACAAAAUAUUCAAAAGCUUUGUGCUCCACAAGCACAACGAUUUGCGUGUUAAUUUAUUUAAUUAUUUAUUGUAUGCUCAGUCUCCAAGACCCGUUUUGGAUUACAUUUUGGAUUUCAUGACACCUGAAGAUUUACUAGAAACCACUGUGGUUCAUUCUGAAAUGCUUUUACCUGGAAAACAUGUCAUCAAUUCCAUAAUGACGGCCAUUCUAAGCGAUAGUGUGGACGUGUCUGAUCAGUUGAUUUUGAAGAUGAUUGAAAAACAACCACUUCUUGUUCAUACAGAAAUGAACGAACUUGGAAUUACACCACUCCAUGCUGUGUGUGCAAUAACCUCAAGAUGGGGUUUAAUAUCCCAUCUCGUUUAUAACUAUGAUGCAAAUGUUUGUGCAACAGAUAAGGAUGGUCGUACUCCAUAUGACUAUGCAAUUUAUGCAUGCCCUUUUCAGGAUGUAAUUCCUGCAUGUCUGAGAAUUUCAGGACAACGAGGCACCAAUGAGUUCAAGUAA